CGGAGGUUUCUCUGACAUCUGCUGCUGUUACUGGUCCGAAAGUCGGAGACCCCCCCAGAGUCGGCGUGUGUGUUCCCGACCUGACCCGAAGCGAACCGGUAGCUGCAAUUUCAGAAAACAUCAACGAAAAUGCAUCAACUGUCCGCUGUCUGUGUGACGCUCGUGAUUGCCUCCGUAUUAGUGCAGAAUGCCAGCGCGAAGCGAGGUUGUGCAGCGUUUGGCCAUGCUUGCUACGGUGGACAUGGCAAGCGAUCGUCGGCGGCCGUCGUACCGUCCUAUCCCGAGGGAUUCGAUCCCUCAACACUGGCGUUAGACGUGCUUCCUAUCCCGUACUCUAAACUGGUGCUCGAUAAACCACGAACCAUGGACGCGUUGCCGGACGACCUGCGCUCGAACGAUGUUUACGGCCUGGACACUCCCGUUUUAAACCACCGUACCAUCGACUCGAGAGGCGGAGAGCUCAAAUACGCAAUCUAUGCGAUUCUACGGCAACUGAUGGAAGAGGCCUCAGCGAACCACCAGGAUCAGUCGCACCAGCAGCAGCCUGCUCCUCAACAGCCGUUUCCACGCGAUCUGCCUAUCGUGCGUGAAGCAGAGCGAAAGUAAACGUGCCACUGGCUCCUAAAUAACCCGUCCCCAAUUGGUCAAAUUCUACGUUUCGUUGCUGUUACUAUCGCCGUCGCGUUUUGAACGAAGUGUGGCAAGCAUACACCAUGGCGUAGGAUGGCGGCGACAGAAGCUGGCGGACCUGAGUGUGAACUUCUCCGAUUAGACACUUUCAAAAACGAGUUUCAAAAGCCCCGAACGUUCAGUAUUGUUCCACUAUCUUCCAUUAUUUUUUCGGUGAUGUUGCGGUUACGUUACAUGAUGCACAAGCUAUUUAGAGAAAAGGAAGCAUUAUCGAGCACUUAGCAAUGCGAUGGCUGGAACACUGAAAAGAAGAACGUUUGUCUAUGUAAAUAAAUGAGCCCACGUACGGGAAGCAUAGGUAGAGUCAAACGUCCCCAACACCUCAUUAUAAUACACUGCAAUUAUCUAGCAAUGGUUGUUGUACGCGUAACACACAGAAAUGCAUUGGUCAACACUAUGGGAAAACAUUUCUCGAUACUACACAUUGUACUGCAACCCAAACGCAAACGAGGACGGAAUAAAACAA
Messenger RNA from Anopheles bellator, 1156 nucleotides. RefSeq lists its product as uncharacterized. The transcript has 4 exons. The record is from RefSeq and is a predicted model, not a curated record. Gene Ontology annotation, molecular function: neuropeptide hormone activity. NCBI's taxonomy places the organism in Eukaryota, Metazoa, Arthropoda, Insecta, Diptera, Culicidae. Bases 130 to 606 code for a protein of 158 amino acids. Gene Ontology annotation, biological process: neuropeptide signaling pathway.